AUGAGCAACAGCAAAGUUGUGUCUAGGCCUGUGUCGUUGGUGGAAAAGCCACAAUCAAAGCGCUUCCUCUCUACGAAACCAGAUGCCCACACCUCCUCGUCAGGUUCAGCUGUAUUCGAAGACAAUACGAACAGGCUUGCCUCGAUGGUUAGCGAUAAUCUUCAGGUACCCAUGUUCCCUGCCUCUUCGUCUUCUGUACUUCGUGUUGAAACGCCACGUCAAUUUUACGGCUUGCUGAAAAAUAAGGUUAUGCAGGCUAAGACACGUAUAUUUCUUUCAACACUGUAUAUGGGGAAAGAAGAGCGUGAACUGGCUCUGUAUCUUUGCCGAGCAUUAUCGAAAAACCCAGCUUUGCAGUUGACGCUUCUGAUGGAUGCUAUGCGAUCGACGCGUGAAAGCCCCAAAGGCCCUUCCAGUGCCUCCCUCCUUUCGCAUCUUGCGACCAUGUUUCCCGACCAGGUCGAUAUCCGCCUGUAUGCUACGCCUGUUCUACGUCCCAACGGUUUCAAGGCUCGCAUGAUUGGCAGGCGUUUCAAUGAAGGAUUCGGGCUUCAGCACAUGAAGAUCUAUGGCUUUGAUGACGAUGUAAUCAUUACAGGCGCCAACCUUUCCCGCGAUUAUUUCACGAGACGAAAGGAUCGGUAUAUUCUGAUCCGUAACCAUGCCCCCCUUGCGGACUAUCUGCAUACACUGAUUCUAUUGAUUUCUCGUUUCAGCUACGCACUGCAUUACACUGGUGACAUGGCGUUGCUGAAACAGGUGAAAAAGUCAGUAUUCGAAAUGGAAGAUUCGUCCAAGGAAUACGUUGCGUUGUGCAGUAGCCCUUUUCGAUUGGAGUGGGAUGGCGGUACCACUUUGCUGCUUGGUGAAGACACUGAUGGUACAGUGGCUCCAUCCUCCCUGUUUCCACCUAUUAGCACAUUCCCUGAGAAAAACUGGGCGCCCAUGGCCGAAAAGUCUAUUCAGAAGUUUACCAAGCGCUGGCUUGAGCGAUGCGCCAAUCUCCGUCAUGUCUACCGACGGAAUUGGUCGCCUUCUCAAGUGGACACCUAUAUUGUUCCUCUCCUUCAGAUGGGCCAACUUAACAUUAAGCAAGAAACCAAUAUGAUACCCUUCCUCACGAAGUUCCUUGCCUCUUUGCGCCCGAACGAGCCCGAUUCCGGCUCGUAUGUGGCAAGGCCCUAUACCACUGUGGACUUGACAUCGGGGUACUUUACCUUGUCGGGCGUGUACAAAUCGCUUGUACUCUCCGAUGAACUCCAUGGAUCGGCCACAGAUCAGACACCAACUUGCUUCCGUCUUGUGGCCGCUUCUCCUGAAGCGAAUGGGUUCUAUGGCAGCAAGGGUGUCAGCAGCCGUAUUCCUGCCGCGUACACGUAUUUGGAGCAGGAGUUUUGGAGCCAAGUCGUGGAGAAGAAGCUGGACAAGCCUCUGAACGUACAUGGGUCGAAUGUGAUUGACGAGUCGGACCCUGUAUCGCAAGGCCAUAUUCCCUCUGUCUCACUGCGUGAAUGGAACAAGUAUGGUUGGACGUACCAUCAGAAAGGUAUUUGGGUGACAGGUCCCUCUGCCACAGAGACAGAACUUUUACCGAUGAUGACGAUGAUUGGUUCGUCGAACUAUGGUGCCCGUUCCGAGAAGUUUGAUUUGGAAUGCUCGCUGAUGAUCACCACGCAAGCGCCAGCGCUACGUAAGCUCUUUGCAGCCGAAGUCGUCGACAUGCGCGAGUCGGCACGUCACCUCAUGGAUACCAAAGCGUUUGAAACGCCUGAACGCAAAGUGAGCGCAUUGAACAGGGCUUUGACUCUACAAACGAAACGCAUGUUCCGACCGCGUCAUGACCUCCACAUUUUGACAGGCAACCACGACGCGUGGAUUUCUCUCAUGGCGCGUCGCAAGCGCCAGAAGUUCGCUUCGCGGAAGAAGAGUACGAUUCAAUGCGACAGGGAUGACGGAGAGCCCAUUGUCAUACCCGAUGCUGAAUUGGAAGCUUUUGAUGCACAGCUCAAAGAACGAGUGGAGCGCUGGGCGGAAGAAUACGCCGAAAUUGUGGAUCAAUUGCCGUUGGAAUUGCAGCGUACCUUUAAUCUCAUGAAGGAGCUGGAUUAUACAACGGAGGCGUCCAAAGAGGACAUACGUACAACGUGGCGCCAAUACUGCGAUGCGCGUGAUCAUAUGGCAGGCUGCGUCUCAGGAUCGACCUCCCCUACCGAGUCGGCUGAAAAGGACGAACAAGGGAUUCAUGGACGAAAGUGGCUGCUUUCUUCGAUCCAGGCGAAAACAUCGGCGGCGAUUUCGGUGGCCGAGGAAAAACUCGCCUUGGCCCUCUCGGCGUACGAUACUGUGGAUCGGCAAAUCCGACGUCUCGAUAUUGAUCUUCUGAAGAAUGAGCGUAGUCUCUAUGCUGGCCUGCGGAAAGAGCUGGAAGAGGCAGCGCAUCCGACGGAAACGUACAGUACGCCUGUGCCUAAAGAUACCGAUCGCUUCUCGUCAGAGGGUCAGCUUCAUACCUUUUGGAGUGGUCUCAUCCAGCUGGAUCCUCUUACAUGCCUUGCAUACUUGAAAGAGUUUAUGCACGGAGGUACAGCGACGUCUUCUGCCUCCGACCUGCCCAAGAAACGGUCCGCUGCGACUCAAAAGUCGGCGAGUCCUGAUCCGUCGGCCCAGAUACCAAAGGUGGAAAAUAUCGACUAUGACCCCAGCGAGCCCCGGUAUUGCUACUGUGAUCGUGUAUCCUAUGGAGAGAUGGUGGCUUGCGACAAUGAAGACUGUCCGCGAGAGUGGUUUCACUACGCCUGUGUCGGGCUUGAGCAUCCACCCAAGGGGCAUUGGUACUGCCAGUUCUGUGCGCCUUCCAACUGGAAAGGCCCAGGCACCAAGAUUCCCGCUGACGCGCGCUACCGUCCCUCGAGCGUGAAACGCGCGCGCGUUGCGUAA
Malassezia pachydermatis is the source of this 2937-nucleotide messenger RNA. RefSeq names its product pgs1-phosphatidylglycerophosphate synthase. Gene Ontology annotation, cellular component: mitochondrion. The transcript is spliced from 7 exons. Bases 1 to 2937 code for a protein of 978 amino acids. The record is from RefSeq and is a predicted model, not a curated record. Gene Ontology annotation, molecular function: CDP-diacylglycerol-glycerol-3-phosphate 3-phosphatidyltransferase activity. NCBI's taxonomy places the organism in Eukaryota, Fungi, Basidiomycota, Malasseziomycetes, Malasseziales, Malasseziaceae. Gene Ontology annotation, biological process: cardiolipin biosynthetic process.